This is a messenger RNA of Aspergillus nidulans FGSC A4, 3093 nucleotides long. RefSeq lists its product as uncharacterized. Gene Ontology annotation, molecular function: DNA binding; DNA-binding transcription factor activity, RNA polymerase II-specific; zinc ion binding. Bases 1 to 3093 code for a protein of 1030 amino acids. Gene Ontology annotation, biological process: regulation of DNA-templated transcription; positive regulation of transcription by RNA polymerase II; DNA-templated transcription. The transcript is spliced from 4 exons. Gene Ontology annotation, cellular component: nucleus. NCBI's taxonomy places the organism in Eukaryota, Fungi, Ascomycota, Eurotiomycetes, Eurotiales, Aspergillaceae. The record is from RefSeq and is a predicted model, not a curated record.
AUGGCCCCCACCAGUGAGAUCUUCUCCCACCACCACCACCACCUCCUCCUCCACUACUCCUGCUCGGCACUCAAUCCGACCAACGCGCUUGUCAAACCCGUGUCGGGGGUGCGGGCGGCAGUCAAGAAAAUGAGCUCGGUGGAGCGUGAUAACCCUCCGCCCCGGCGCAAAUCCUGCGACGCAUGCAGGGCAGCCAAACGCCGCUGCGACCUCGCUCUCCCGGCCUGUUUUCGUUGCCUACGAAGGAACAUUGUGUGUGUUUACCCAGGCUUACCGGCCCCAGACCAGAUCCCGGAGCUGCUAGCGGUUUUGAAUGGACAAGGGACGGCGGAACCAGAUGAAUCUAUCUUCGUGGACCAGUUCGCCUUUGACGCUGUGCCCGAGCCCGGUCUCCCGUCAGUGGUUGACCUAGACCGUGGUCUAGGACCGUCCUCGCGACCGUCGCCGUCACCGCCGCCGGCAGACCAGGCUCGAACCUACACCGUUCCUGUCCCAGUGUAUACCAGUGCCGGUCAGAUGGUGCACGUCCGAUCAGAGAUGACUUUCACGCUAUCGGAGCUGAUGUCUUCGCGGUUCCAGUAUGCCAUUGACAUCCUCAAGGAUACGCCGCGGAUGAUGGUUACCGAGAACCAGACGGCCUGGUCGCACGCGCAGUUGUACGGCAACGGCAUGCCAAGGGUCAUGCAAGGCGCCUACGCCUGCUGUGCCCUCUACAUCACCAAGAACCUUAUCAACGGCCCCAUGAUCACGGCGCACAUUCACUCGCGGCAUCAGGAACUCGCUCUCUCGCCGCUGCCUGCCACGCCACCAGACCUCCUCGCACAUACGCAGGCCCUGCUUCUGUAUCAGAUAAUGCACCUCUUCGACGCCGACCUCCACGCUGCUAAUACAGCCUCGUCUCUCGACACCCUCAGCAUAUCAGCCCUACAAGCAGCAGCGUCUUUACUCUUCAACAGCACGCAUUUCCCCCCCUCCCUUGACCAAGGCUUGGACACAGACGGCCCAGAUUCCAACCCUAGCCCGUCCAUACUCCCGCCGACGGUGACUUCGCCCGCACCCUUCUGGACCCUCUGGAUCUUUGAGGAGUCCGCUCGGCGCACCAUUCUCUUCACAUUCUACUUUAUUCAGAUCCUGCGAUUGGUCCGCGGGGACAAGGAUAUGAGAUGUGACGGAAAACUCGGUCUGCUGCAUUCAUGGUACGCAUCUGCUUACUUGUGGAAUGCGGCCUCCGCGGCAGAAUUCGCAGAGGCCUGGACGGGAAAGAAACACUUUAUUUGGCGAGGAGCGCCCUUAUGUCUGCUUAUCCCUUCUUUCCGCUGCAGAGUACCUAGUACUCCCAUCAUGGUUGUUGCCUACAGUUGUGGCCUCAGGCAGCUCGGGCAUAUCGGCCCCGUUCUUCUCUACGGCCGAGCCGGGCCAUUCAUCCCUCUCAACACCCGAGUUGACAACUUCGUCGCGCCAUCGACGAUGACAGACUCACCGCAAACGACUCGCAAGCGCCUGCGUCCAUCUUACAACUGCACUGAAUGCCGUCGCCGUAAGGUAAAAUGCGACCGGUCCAGGCCGUCCUGUGGUCAAUGCAGAGCCCUGGAUUUGACGUCAGCGUGCCUCUACGAAGAUAACCCUCGACGCUUGACAGUGGAUCGUGACACGCCUAAAAACAAUCAUAGUAGCGAGGAGCAACGCCGGUCAUGCGUAACUGGUGAAGAUAUGCCGGCUAGCUCAGGUGGUAUCCACGGCGCCAUGUCCAAGACCCGCGUGUUUGGACAUGGACAUUGGAUGAAUACUUUCUCGCUGGCAUUUUCAUCACUCGUCAAUGGUGCUUCAAGUGACGAGGCGGCCGAGACCGUUUUCGAGUGCAAGAGACUGGCUCAAAUGAUCAAGCAGCAGCGUCCCAGCCGGAGAUGCCUCCCUCCUGAUCUGUACACCUCUCUUCCAGAUCGAGGAGUCAUGGACGCAUUGGUAGAGUUGUACUUUACCACGUUUGAAUCCUGCUAUGGUAUCUUGGACUACUAUUCUUUCAUGGAAGAGUAUAGGACAAGCUUGGCGAGCGGCGAAUCCGCAGACCGCUCGUUUCUCUUACUAAUUCUUCUGAUCAUGACCGUUGCAGGGCCAUUACAUAGCAAGGCCAGUGUGCGCAGCGAGGUGGCAGCUUACGCUCGAAUAUGGAUUGACAUCGCCCAGACGUGGCUUUCUGCACCGCUGGAGAAAGAUCGUCUCUCGCUGAAAGCUGUCCAGGUCCAUUGCCUCUUGGCACUCUCCCGUCAGGUCAAUCAGGUGGGCUCCGAUCUCGUCUGGAUCUCAGCCGGCUCUUUGUUGAGGAUGGCCAUGCAGAUGGGACUGCAUCAGGACCCCGAUCAACUCGGCCAUAUGGACUCACGGCAGAAACAUAUGAGAAGACGGCUGUGGUAUACGAUCAUGGAGCUAAAUGUACAGGCGGCAAUAGACUCAGGCAUGCCGCCCAUGAUAACCGACGCAGACUACACAACCAGGCCGCCACCUGACGAGAUGGCUGAUUCGGAUGCUGCGACUGCUGAUGGUCAGCCCAGCCUUCAGGGUGUUCUGGCAAGCUCCCUUUCUGUCCGUUUGCGGGUAACGAAGGUGAUCAACAGCAUGCAAGAAGAGCCUUCAUAUGAUCAGGUCCUAGAGCUUGGGGGCCAGCUGGCAUCAGCUUGCUUUGAAGCGGCUCGUGUCAUAAACCAGACUGCCUGUGGUUCCAGCACCUUCACGUCUAGUUUCUGUAGUCACCUUCUCCGUCGUUUUACGCUGUGCCUUCAUUAUCGUUAUGCGAUCCGAGCCAGAUCGAACCCGCUGUACAGCCAUUCGCGGCAUGCCUGCUUGGAAGCAGCCCUGGACUUGGUUACUCUUCUGGAAGACAGUGUUUACAGCCAGCUUCUCGUCACUGGGGGAGGCAUGUUCGCGACCUUAUUACCCGGGGCGCGUUGGUCAUUUUCCUGGAAUUGGCUCCAGAUGCCGAAGAAGAUGCCUCCAUCUUCGCAAAGAGACGUAAUCGAGCUCGCCAAGAACCACUCUUGCGAGAUGCGCGUCGCCUUGUGCAGUACGCAAAGGAUAGGGUGGUACACGGGGACAUGA